Messenger RNA from Magallana angulata, 384 nucleotides. RefSeq lists its product as uncharacterized. The record is from RefSeq and is a predicted model, not a curated record. Bases 1 to 384 code for a protein of 127 amino acids. Lineage: Eukaryota; Metazoa; Mollusca; Bivalvia; Ostreida; Ostreidae. The transcript has 6 exons.
AUGGAGGGAAACUGUCAACGAGCUAGAGACAAGAAAGUUCCUUCUGAUGUGGAUUCUGACCCAUUUAGUGUAUCAAACUACUCGCCAAGUUCUGAUUCUGAAUCAGAUGAAAAUAAGAAGGUUUUGGAGUCAACCCCAAAUUCAUUGAGAGCUAGCCGCAACGCAAUGGAAAAACAGGGCAUCUUGACCCUCAGAGAAAACAGUGAGCAUUUUGAAGCAGAGUCCACCGCAGAUUUAUUGAGAGCUAGCCGCAACGCAAUGGAAAAACGGAACAUCUUGAACCUCAGAGAAAACAGUGAGCAUUUCGAACAAAUUCCAUACCAUUGUUUUCCCUCUCUCAGUUCCUGUGAUGAAAGAAGUCAACUUGAUAGAGUGCUCCUUUGA